Messenger RNA from Bactrocera neohumeralis, 5422 nucleotides. RefSeq lists its product as uncharacterized. The record is from RefSeq and is a predicted model, not a curated record. Bases 118 to 5289 code for a protein of 1723 amino acids. Lineage: Eukaryota; Metazoa; Arthropoda; Insecta; Diptera; Tephritidae. The transcript is spliced from 6 exons.
UUUUUAUUGGAAAGCAGACAAUUGGUGAAAUUUAACGAAAUUAUUUAAAUAUCUAGCGUUUAUUUGUUAACAAAUUUUUCGAUAUCAAAAGCAAAAACAAGUCACCACCAUUUGUUGAUGGGAUUUCGGUAUCAGGAACUAAAAGACAGGGGGGACAGCAUAGAACUUGAGCACAAGGAAAGCUAUACAACCGAGCGCAGUCACAACGGUUAUAUUAAACGACAUAAGACCGUAUUACGCGAACGAUUUCCACACCCGAAUGCCAAGGAAGCGCGCAAGCAGCAGAAACAACACACAAAGCGCAGCGCCUACACAACAACACUUAGACCAGAAACAGCGUCGGAGCGAAACACCACUACCGAAACAUUCGGCAAUUCGCCGGAGAGUGGCGCCUUGCUGACGACUUGCCGUGACAAAUCGCACCUGGAACGCGCAGUCAAUCGCACUUCGGUGCAGUUGAAGCGUCUGGCACAUGAAAUUGACAAUGAAAUUGCCAAAUUGAAGCGGGAAAGAGACAAACUAAUGUUCAGAUCGCGUCCGCACCCGUUGAUGCGCAACGCUGCCAUACAAAACGAUCUGCACACGAAAAUCGAAUCGUUGGACAAACUAAAGGAUUUCGAUACACAGUUUGCCAAUAAUAUCGAGUUUACGAUUGAAAAAUUCUCGAGUCAGCAUAAGUUCGUUUGCACUUCACCACGUUACGCGCGCGACGAGCAAACUUCGUGUCGGCCACGCAUGCGCACAAUUGGCCUGCAGAAAGAUACACAACGUGGCGGUGUUGAGGAUAAUUUGCAAAACCUAAAGGCCAAACUCAACGCUGCCAUACAUUAUUCAGCCACCAAUCUGGCGGCUUUAAAGACGAAGGGGUUGCUCGACACGACACCGCCCAACUGCUAUGCCUUCGACUAUGGCGGCACGGGCGAUGGUCAGAGCGCUGUGAACGUUUAUCACUUGCAGAACUGUCGUUGCACUGGCGGUUGCAAUCCGAAUGAUUGCAAUUGUAUGAAGACUUGUGAGCGCUACAAUAACGUUGGCAAUUAUAAUGGCAUGUUAUGUAAUAAAAACACUUAUGUGGAGAAGGCAAUAACGCCGUGUAAAGAGUACAAAUACUGCCGUGAUGAGUAUCAUUAUAAUUAUCCGUCGCAGAAUAAAUGUGUAGUACCGGCGCCGAACCAAUCAUGUGUACCAUGUUCGCCAUGUGUGCCAUGCUUUCAGCCCUGCCAGCCGUGUCAGCCAUGCACACCCUGUUUACCGCCUUGCCCAACCUAUAAUGAGUGUCAAGCAGCCAAGCCGCAGGCAAAAGUUAUCUAUGGCAGGCGUGUGAGUGACUUAAAUACAGAAGAUUUCUAUCAUCCCACUGCCUCGCACGCCACGAAAUCAUUUAAACAUGGCAGUCCAAGGCACUCAAAGAACAAGGAGCGUUUGACGGUCGAUGUACCGAAGGAUGGGCGCACACUUGUUGAUAUUGAAAGAAGUGGUGAUCGCUCGCGUAGCAAAACGCGUCGAAAAAACGAGAGCGAAGAUAAGACAAGGCAGCGCAGUGCGAAAGCUUAUGACGUCGUCCCCGCGCGUAAAGCGAGUGAAAAGCGUCAAGUGCGCGAGCGUAAGCCACGCCAGGGGAGUGAAUCGUCGGGUAGUGUCGACUCCUCGGAGAAAGCACGUCAAAUGAAGAGCAAGGAAAAACUGCUGGAAAUAACCUUUACGAAGGAGCGACGUCACAAGCCCUCGUCUGAGUCCGAUGAAUGUAUUACGUACGAGCUGCCAAAAGCAAGUCGAGAGUACUCACGUGAGACAAAACGCUCCCUGAAGCAGAUGACGAUUACAGCCUACAAACCCUGUAAGCCGGGCGAAAGUGAAGGCAAAUAUGAUUUAGAUCGAAAGAAGAAGCAAAAGAGCAAAGCACAAAGUGCUGAUGACGAUAAAACGUGGGAUGAACGGUUAAGGAAAAUGGAAUAUCCACCUGAACCAGAUGAAUGGCACGCUGGUAUUCCUACUAUAACAGAAGUUCUCGAUGAUUACCGCAUUGGUGAUACCUACGCUAGCGAUGUACCUAAAAUCAUACAGGGACCUACUGACACACAAUAUAGGGCAGGCUAUGGAGAGUUUUUUCAGCUAUCACCGCAGCGGAGCUAUGACAUAAUGCCGGUACAAAAAAAUACAGUGCGAGAUCUGCCGCCAUCUCAAAGUCCCGAACGUGGACGACGCAUACAACGAGAAAGCCCGAUGAGGUCUGGUGAGAAACCAGUUGGAUCGCAUGAAAGAGAACGAACUGUUAGCGGCACUGGACGGGAUGAACAACCUAGAAUUGGGCGCGUCGGCAGACAACGGGAAUCGUAUGAAAAAGAUAGAUCGGAAGUAUUUAGAGCAUAUGGACUUGAAGAGAAACCCAGAAUAGAGAAGGGGUACAGAUCUGUUGGAAAACAAGAUACUGAGAGGAGCUAUGGUCGAGCUUUCGAUGAGCGGCGGUCCCCAACCGAACAGAAAUCCAGAUUAGAUGAAGGCUACAGAUCUGUUGGAAAACCAGAUACGGAGAGAAGCUAUGGUCGAGCUUUCGAUGAGCGGCGGUCGCCAAGCGCACAGAAACCCAGAUUGGAUGAAGGCUACAGAUCAAUUGGAAAGCAAGGUGCUGAGAGGAGCCACGGUCGAACUUACGAUGAGCGGCAGUCCCCCAGCGAGCAGAAACCCAGAUUAGACGAAGGCUACAGAUCUAUUGGAAAACAAGGUGCUGAGAGAAGCCACGGUCGAACUUACGAUGAGCUGCAGUCUCCAAGCGAACAGAAACCCAGAUUAGAUGAAGGCUACAGAUCUAUUGGAAAGCAAGGUGCUGAGAGGAGCCACGGUCGACCUUAUGAUGAACAGCGUACUCCAAGAGACUAUGUUCGAUCAAAACAAGAGGGGGAAAGACGUGAAUCAAACACUUUGCACGAUGACACUUAUGAACCUAAAUUCACUUCAAGUACACCUCGUUCCGCACGUGACUAUGAGCGAGGUAUUACAUCAGAUGAAAGGUAUGAUCCUCGUGGUUCACCGCGUAAAGCUUAUGAUGAGUCUAAUUCUGCGCAAAUGCCGGGCAGAACUUACACCCCAGAUGAAACCCCACGUUCGGCACGCUAUGAAACUCAUAGUCCAACACGAUUACAUAGUCCGACACGUAGGAUGGAGGACCCUCAUACUUAUACUCCAGACGCGAAACCUCGUUUCGCUCGUGGAUUGAAAUCGGACGAUAACAUAGAAUUUGAAGGAUUCUCACCAUCCCAUUCCCGCGAUGACUAUGAAAAACCAGAAGGAAAAAGGUCUUCAAAAGACCAUAGUGAAACCGAUCAAAGAGUGGUGACGGAUCCCGGACAAACAAGUGAAAGCAAAGUUAGGAAGGAAGAAGAUUUCAAACAGGAAGAAGUUACUUUAAUGCGGAGCGAUCAACUUGGAGAUAUAGACUUAUCAUCUAAAAAAACCGAAAUUUCGGCCGCAGAUAUGAAAUAUAAAGCGGAUACACAAAAGGCAGGCACAUAUACAGAUGACUAUAGUCCUAAAGCAGACAUUAAGGCUGAAAGUACAGACACAACUCAAAGAACAGAGAGCCCUACGGCUAGCAUUCCGCGUACGGGGAACCAACCUGGUACCGAUAGAGGAUUUACAGGUAGCGAGGAGAUAUUGGAAAAAGUGCCGCCAGUUCCAGAAAUUACAAUUGAGGAUACAGACGAAAGCGGUAGGAGUGCGCCUAGUGGAAGAGGGAAAAUCCCCGUAAUUAGUUUACGCGAGCAGGCUAAAUCAACCAUUCAAGGUGAAAUGUCACCGGAACCAGAACAAUUAAGAUCUCCAAAAUAUAAAGAUCGGGAUAAACUGCGACAGUUGGAUAGCCGUAGUCAGCCAGAACAAAUAAGAAGUAGUCCGGUUAGACAACCGGGCAUUCAUGAUGGUGCGGUAAUAGGUGGAGGCUUUACUAGAUCGGACACAGCUGGCGUCAUGGGUGGGUCUGCAAGUCCACUAAGUCCUUUUCCGAGUCUUGAAACGCCAAAAAUUUAUAUGAAACCUCGAGCAUUAUGCACUGAUUACGGUACCGCGUGUUUUCCUCCAACUGAAGACGAUUGCACUAAACGGACCAGUCUACGUGCCAACUGCGUCGCGAACGCGGGAGAUGCUUAUAUGUGUAAGCCAUGCACUACACAGACAACUUCGCCAUCAGCAUCUCCCCGCCAAUGUUUAUGUCCAGCAGAAAAUGGUUGUGAAAUUCCUUAUGAAAAGCUAGGCGAUCAAUACGAACAUUCGCCCGUACGCCAAUUAGCAGCUAACUCUCAUAUGGCUGUAGCACUACAGUCCGAUACCGCAAUUGCCAGUUAUAAGCCAUUACCUCAACAAAGUUUAUCGAAAAGCUGCAUAACUUUGCGCUCGACCGGAACACAGUACUCGGCAACGAUUAUCGAGCAAAAGGAAGAUCGCUGUGCACCACAGUACGUACCGUUGCCGAAAGAAUGCAGUGAAAUAUAUGCGGAUCAAGCGAAGAAAUCUGCAGCGCCUUCUACAUGUACAUGUGACUCCUCACGUCAGAGCCAAAAAUCACCGCUUUCAACUUCGGAUAGUAUGAAAACAAAGUACCAAUUUCUAUGUGAGGAAAACAAUGAGGAGCAAAAUGGAAAGGUGCAAAUAAAGAAUAAUGAAGAGUGGUGUGGCAGAGUAGAUAUAAAUUCGGAGAAGAGACAAAUCUUCAUUGCGCAACAUAAACAAAAACCACCAACUCAAUGCGUAGAUGAGCAGAACUAUUUGUUACCAUGGCAACAGGAUGAAAAAUUUAUACCGGGCCAACCAAUAAGUAGUUGCAAUAUGACACCUUGGCAAAAUGGGCCAAUGAAGCUCUUGCAAACGGUACAGAAAAGUCCGCGCUUUCAAAACUACGCGGAACGUAGAACGCCAAGGUUUAAUGCCACUAUGCCGCCGCAUCAAGAAAUGCCGGAAGAGGAAGAUAGAUGUGCAGAAGAACUAUCACAAUACAAGCCGCAGACGCGUGUGCAAUUUAUGGAGCAAUACAGCAACUGUGACCCGGCCUGCUAUGCCCAAGAUGGAGCAGCGAAUUUACAAAAUGAAACAGCGGAGCCUAUGCGCGACUGCACGCCAAGAGGACGCCUAAGCUUCGCUUAUGGCGGCGAAUACCAGCAGGUACCGGAAUUCACUGGCUGUCCGUGUAUGUUCAAAACUUAUCUAAAUAUGGUGACACUUUACUAUCCUGAUUAUCGUGUUCAACUGCGAGAGGAUUGCGUCGAAAUUGAGGAUGAUGAUGAUGAGUGCAAUGAAUGAUGAUGAAAUGUCAUAAUUUUGAUUGGGUCGAAGUUGCAAAUAUGUGAAGUAUGUGCACCGCUAAUUUAUUUUGCUCAGUUUUUGUGCUGGUUCACACUUUAUUAUUUUUUUGUUUGUACUAAAAACAAAAACG